GCCUCCGUGGAGGGCGCUUGGGCCCUGAACCCAGCACUCCAUGCCCGGGCGGGUCUGGCCUGGACGGUCCUCGCCCCCCUUGGUGUAAGCGUUCUGUCCCCAGAUGACAAGCUCACACUGGGCUUGGGCUCUGCGGGAGCAAAGCGGGCUUCCUUCCUACCCCUCCUUGCGCUUCCUGGGGAAUGGGACUCAGGCCCCCGAUGGACGCUGGUGAAAGGAGCGACACCUGGGAGUGGGAAGGCGGCCGCCAGUUGGAGGACCCGGCUGUGCUCGUUCUCGUGAUAACUGACGGCACCAUUUUCUGUGUUUCCUCCAGUCUUGACUGGGUUCUCUCUGCGUGGCCGGCAGUGUCCGAGGCCUUGGCUGGUCGCUGGGGACGGAGCAGGGCACGCGAGGGGGAGGGUGGGUCCCCCGCGGAAUGUCGGCUUCCCUUCGGGAGCCCUGGGGCGGCCGCAGCGCCUCCCUUUCCUUGCAGCUGCCUGGACCUCCCUGCAGCAUGUCGCUACAGGCCUGGGAGUGGGAGGACGAGGACCAGGCCAGCAUGGGCCCCGCGUCCUCCAUGGGCAGCUUUCACCAGUCGGGGAGCGAGUGUGAAGCCGACGAGUACCUGAAGGACAGGGCCUGGGCCCAGGAGUUGGACUCGGACCACCGGUGCAGCAGCGAGUCCCCAGAAAGGCCCGCCAGCGCCUUCACCUCCGACGUGCCCCACGUGGUCCCCUGCAAGUUCAUCAUCUCUCUGGCCUUCCCGCUGACUUCAGGUCAUAAAAGGAAAUUUUCAAGUUUGGUUGAAAAAUACAGGCGACAGCCUAAAACGGACAAGCCCGUUGCAAAGGUUCACCGUUACUACCACAUCGAGUACUCCCUCCUGCCGGACGAUGGGGAGCCUAAGAAAGCCGAUGUGCUGCUGUUUCCAACCGUGGCCAAAGUGUUCCUGGACUCGGGAGUCAAGAGUUCCGGCAGCUCUUGCAGCUCUUGCUGUUUCUUCGUGUGUGUGUGCACCAUCAGGCCGUGGCAAGAAGGGGACAGGGUCUGGGUGUCGUGGAUCCAAGCUUUCAACAUCAAUGUGACCAAGGAGUUACUGAAGAAAAUAAAUUUUCACAAAAUCACCUUGAAGGUCUGGGACACCAAGGAAAAGGUUUCGAAAAGAGUCAAGUAUUAUCGGCUAAAGCCUUCUGGGUUUAUGGAAGAUAUGGGAUCUUUCGAGGAAGUGAAAAAUUUGGUUUUAAGUCAGAGAAGAUUGUCUGAACAGGGCGUUCACGCCAAAGAGGAGCAGUGCCAGGACCACACACCAGAGAAGCUCGAAAAACCGAGAAGAUCCUUGAAGCCAGCGCACGAUGCGGAAACUCUUCCCGGGAACCCCGAGGACCAUGAAAAGCUACUCAGGUCGGAAGAGCUUGCCACAGUCCAAUGGGGUGAUUCCAAACCGGUUACUUCUUUGGGAGGGGCAACCACAACAGAGGCGAAGGAGCUAAUUGAGAAGCCAUCAUUUAGCAGCUUGACAAACCUGUUAGAGAAGCAGAAAUUUCAGACUAAGCGGAAAGAGUCAGAUGGCAGGAGGAAGGCGCAGAGGAGGAGGAGGACAUCUCACUGGGAGGACGGCAUGGAUAUGCGGCUGGCGGGCCCCGCAAAGCAUGGCAGCUUUUCCAUCCAGCUGGAGGUCCUGCCUCUCCUGGCAGGAUGGCAGUCUGUCGUGAGCCACAGCAGCGGGAGGUCGGCCAACAUCUUAGAUUGUUUCUUGACGCUGAAAACUGAGGUUCCCCUCAUGACAGAAGAGCAGAAGCAGGAUCUGAACCCCAUGACCAUAAAGAUCAAGUGCGUUUCUUCCCUCCCGUCGCAGCCCGUGCCCAUCAGGGAACUAGAGCGGCUCUGCAGCCCCGUGUACUGCAGGUACCAGUUCCCCGGGGCCCCGGUACACCGCACGGAGGGCCGGCCGCACGGGAGCCACGUGUACUUCCAGGACGCCAACGUCAUCUUCCUGGGGGCCAUGCACCCCAGCGACCUGAGGGAGUACCUGGAGGGGCCCCCCAUGGUGGUGGAAGUGCACGACCGGGACUGCAAGCCCGAGAGCUAUUCCCGCAAGCCCACCCUGUUUGGGGAGGACCCCCUGGACGCGUACCUCAACCUCCAGGCCCUCAUCUCCCCCAGAGACACGGAGAGCAACCCCUUUGAGACCCAGGAGAAGAUGUGGGACCCGCAUGGCGUGGCGCAGGUCAGCUUUGCCGACCUCCUCCUCGGCCACAAGUACCUGAACCUGGCCGCCCCCGUGCACAGCUGCGAGCCCUGGGCCGCCCCCCUGGGCCACGGCCGCAGGAGCAGGCACGCGGCUGGGCCCCGGGGCCCCAGGGAUGGCGUGCCGCACGGCCUGAUGCCCCCGGGGGACUACCUGGAGGCCAGCUGCCUGCUGAAGCUGCGUGUGGAUGUGGCGGUGCCGCUGCGUGGCGGGCUGGGCGGCGCCGACCCCGCACUCUCCCGGUUCGGCCGUGUGGUCUUCGUGUUCGAGUCCAGGCAGCUCUCCCUGCUGCACAGCCUCCUGCAGGACGUCACCAUGAUCAACGCCAGGGCCCUGGCCCUGGACUCCUACCCAUUGGAGGACAUCCAGCAGAUCCUGUCCACCUUCAAGAUCCGGGUGAAGACCCAGGAGCAGCCCGACCUGGACGUGCUCACCGGCGUCCACCUGCUGGACGGGAAGGUCCACUUCCUCAUCCUGGAGGGCCUGGCCGACCACGGCCUCCAGCGGCUGUGGGCCCGUCACCAGAGCCGGGUCCCGCGGGCGGAACAGGGGCCCUUCAAGGCGCUCUACAACUCGCAGCUGCGCUUCCGCCGGCGCCUCUACGCCGACCUGGAGACGGUCCUGUACCGCGUGCGGCUGUUCCGGCCGCUGGCGCAGCUGGUGCAGCAAGCGGCGCUCUACGUGCGCAGAGCGGUCCCGCCGCAGGCGUUCCAGGCGCUGAGCAGGAUCUACUGCAUCUGCCGUUACAGCUCCAGGCUCAGGGAGGUGAUCACGGGAGACCUGCUGCCCUCCUCGGCCAUGAUCAAGGAGCUGAGCCAGGAGUUUGGGAUGCCCUUGUCCCAGGGAGACCUCACAGAGCAGAAGCUGCUAGCUGUGGCCCCUGCCCCGAGUCUCGAGGCCUUCCAGAGCCGGAAGUCCACCCUGGCGUCACAGAUCCACUCCCACCAGGAGAAGUACCUGCGGUGGCGGAGCAACGUGAUCCUGAAGAGCAGGGACCAGAAGGCGAGCCUGAUUCAGAGAAACAUCUCAGCGGCCUCCCAGGUCGGCAGGAAGCCUCCCAGCUCUGCAGCGAGGGUGAUACGGGUCUCGGCCCCGGACACGCACACCGUGCAUAACUACAGUAUCCAGACCCUGAACUCUGUGGAGCUGGCCAAGAAGGAGCUGUAUCGGGAGAUGGCCAAGGAGCCGGGCAGGAGGUUCACAUACUCGCAGAAGUACCUGUCAGCCACGGUGGGGCCUCUGGACCCAGAGGAGGAGGAGAGGAGGGCCCGCAGGGAGUCCCGCCAGGCCUGGCGCACGCCCAGCGGCUUCCAGACGGCGGGUCUCCACAGCAUGGGCACGACCUGGCCCCUGCGGCUGCCACCCACCAGCGCUGCCACGGAGGAGUGGAGGGAGAAGGCCCUGUUCGCCAACUUGCUGGAGCCGGUGUUGCGGCGGGAGAGGUGGGGCUGGGACCGGCGCCACCAGGACUUCAACCUGUACACACGGCCGCCGGAGUUCCUGGAGCUUCCGCCUGCACCCAAGCCCAGGGCAGCAGGAAGGCAGAAGGCAGCAGCCUUGUGUCCUGAGCAGCACAGACCGCCCGCUGGAGCUGAGAGCACCAGCCCCUGUCAUGGCCACAGCUCGGCAACGCCGCCAACCUCCCCUGGCUCCAGGUCGUCUGGAGGGCACCGCACGCUCACCCCACCAGGACAUGGGCCCACACCCCCCCACCCCGCAGGCCCCAGUAAAGCACAGUGAGGUGAAGCCGCAGCACUGUUGUGGGCCCAGGCGGGGGGCUCACCUCGUGGUCGUGGUCCCGCAGCCCCAGGCGCAUGGAGCGGCUGGCCCGAGACAGCACGGCCGUCAUCCCGUACAGGUUGAUGAGUACAUUGGCCACUCGCUUCAAGACCAGCUGCUCCUCCACGAUGGUCUGGGAACACAGUGCGGGAGGCGUGGCCCCUGGGGCCCCUGCCCCACAGUCCUCACCGGGGCCCACCUCUGCGCCUCACUCUACACCCCAAACGUGGGCGGAGACACGUCCCACAGCCUGGCCGAGGCCAGAGGCCGGAGCUCCAUCACUUCAGCCACAGCAGCCACGGAUCAGCUCUCAAGACCCAGGGCCACAUGGGGCUGCCCCUCCUGGCCUCGGGGCCUCUCGCCAACUGGAAGGUGCCCCUGGCAGGGUUCCUCCACCCCUGCCUCUGGCGAGCUGAAUAGCCCACAGGGCAGGCAGCCACGGCCAGCCCCGCUCCACACCCCAGCCCUCCAAGGUGACGAGGCCUGCCUUCCAGGCCUGGUGCCCAAGGUGGACACUCGCUGGAUGUUGGCUCAGACGCUAGCCUGCCGGCCUCCCUGCCCC
Bubalus bubalis (water buffalo) is the source of this 4571-nucleotide messenger RNA. RefSeq names its product cilia and flagella associated protein 92 (putative) (gene CFAP92). NCBI's taxonomy places the organism in Eukaryota, Metazoa, Chordata, Mammalia, Artiodactyla, Bovidae. The transcript has 16 exons. The record is from RefSeq and is a predicted model, not a curated record. The coding region runs from base 419 to 3970 and encodes 1183 amino acids.